CCGGCGCGGGCACGGCGGGGCGGGGCGGCAGGAGGAGGAGAAGGAGGAAGAAGAAGGAGAAGAAGAAGGUGCCGCCGGCGCCGGGAGGGAGGAAGGAGCACGGAGCGGUGCGUCCCGCCGCCGAGGAGACUCGGCCGGUGACAUCACCGCUGGAGCUGCUGAGAGACUCGGAAAAUGGCUGCUGCGAGAAUGUUUUUUAGGGGACUUUUCCUAAAUCUUAAGGAUGAUAAACAGAGAAGACAAAAGAAAUGAAGAGAGAAGGUUAAAACAAAACCUCUCAUCUGAGAUUUGACCUCAGAAGGGAAAUCCUGGAGGUGAAGCCAUUGCAGAGAAGAAGUAAAAGAAGGCCACUUCUUGCUUCUAAGUGUUUGGAUAUAUUAUCCUGCAUGGAAAGAGCUUUCUUGGGAUUAUUCAAACUCCUGUGGCAUAGGAAGUGUCUGUGUGACAAGAAAGACACUUAACAAUGAAAAAAUUUACACUGUUUGAUUUUGUAAAUGAUAAUUCACUGCAAAUUGGAGAGACUUCAUGGAUACAGGACCUUCCCUGUGAUGACAGUGAACUAGAAAGGCUUCUGAAGCCUAAUGAGCACGUACUAGUAAACUGGCCUGUGGGAGAAAGAAAGACAGAAAAGCACCUGGUGAAAGUUGUGUGCAUGAGUGAUGACCCCCAAGAGCUAGUGGAAAUGAUGCAAAAGAUAUUACGAGCAGAUGAAAUUACAAAGAUACAAGUCCUUGGAAAAGGCAAGAGGAAGAGGAUAGAAAUGAUAUUCUCAGAAAGUGAGGACAGUGACCUGGAUAAAGAAAAGGGAAAGAUGAUGAAACAUGUAAAAAGAAAGAAAUCGUUGCAGGCAUCUGCUCCUGCCAACAUCCUGAGUCAACUUGAAACAUCUUUAAUUAACAAACAGAGAGAACCAUACUCAGGAAGCAACUUUCUAUAUAGUGAAAGUAGCAGUGAUGAAGAAGAGCCUUUAUUUCAACUCUCCAAGGUGGAACUAUGUGCCAAAAUUAAAAGUCUCAAGAGGAAGCUGACAGAUACCAUGAGAGAAAACUGCCGCCUAAGGCAGUCCCUGGUGAUGCUUCAAGUGUUGCCACAGGCAGUCACUCAUUUUGAGGAACUGGUAGGGAUGGCUGAAGCACUGCUCAAAGGGGGAGUGACAUCAUCUACGUCCACUUUGCAUCCACAUUCUGUUUGGAAGGCAUCUCACAAUCCAUUAGCAGAUUCCUAUGCAGCUAUGCAUAGUAACUCCAGCUCACCAAUAACUUUGAAUGUGGAAGAAGAGGAGCAACAGACUGAAAAACAGUUCAAGAUCGAAAAGUGGCAGAUUGCACUUUGUAACAAGAGCAAACCUCAAAAAUUUAUAAAUGACUUGAUGCAAGCACUUUAUACACAUGAAUACAUGGCUACACACAGCCUGACAGGUGCAAAGUCCUCCUCUUCAAAGGAUAAAGCGGCAAAACCAGCUAUGAAUCAGAAUGAAGUUCAGGAAAUCAUAGGAAUCACAAAACAGUUGUUUCCAAACACAGAUGAUGCUUUAAUCAGGCGAAUGAUGGGACAAAAAUUGAACAAUUGCACCAAGAAGCCAAUUUUAAGCAAAGAUCUUAACUCAGGUGCUUUUCAGAAACAUAGCUUUUGUGGUUCAACAGCUGCUCCUCAGGGCAUCAUCUCUUCGGCUGUUCCUCCUUGUACACAAGACCAGCAGGAUGAUGAUUCACCAGCUGCUAAUGCACAACUUCAGCAAAAUGACAGCUGCCUGACUCCUCCACCUCCCACCCCAGAAGGUUUCCAGCAUGCUGACAUAGGAAGGAGAGAACGCUUGGGACUAUGGCUUUCCUGUUUGAGUGUACUUCUCCCAGAACUGAAAGUACUAUUAGCUGAAUCUAUGUCAAACAUGGCAAACAAGCAACUAACAAAUCAGACUGGAAAAAUGAAGUGACAUUAAGUGGAAGAAAUCUAGCUUGAUUUAAGGAAGAUUUCAGGACAUCUGAGUUACAGAAAUAAAAUAGAAAUAAUAUAACACUUAAAAAAAAUCUGAAGAUAAGGUUAUCAGCCAAAUACUGUUGAAGGGAAGUGCUGCAAAUCUAACUGUUCUAGAGCAAGGCACUAAUAGAAUGCACUGUGGAGAAGACUUGUUUGUGAGCUGGGGUACAAAUUAAGUGAUUUGCUAUCCUUUUUCAUCUCUCACCUAACAAUUCCUUGUAGAUAGGAUCAGGAUGAAAGCAUGUAUGAAAUAUUUUAGUUCUAUCUCAUGCUAUUAACUACCAUCUAUAAAAUGUAACAGAAGGAAAUUUACUAUUAUGUAAAUUUUGUAUAUCUAAUUGUAUGUACAGCAUAUAUAAUAAUGUAUAUAGUUAAUCAUAUUUUUGAAGUGACUUUCUAUCAAAUAAAAUGAAAUAUUACUACACCUUA
Lonchura striata (white-rumped munia) is the source of this 2406-nucleotide messenger RNA. NCBI's taxonomy places the organism in Eukaryota, Metazoa, Chordata, Aves, Passeriformes, Estrildidae. The record is from RefSeq and is a predicted model, not a curated record.